Messenger RNA from Nelumbo nucifera (sacred lotus), 1244 nucleotides. Its product is annotated as dirigent protein 25. The record is from RefSeq and is a predicted model, not a curated record. Lineage: Eukaryota; Viridiplantae; Streptophyta; Magnoliopsida; Proteales; Nelumbonaceae.
UUCAGAAUUUUGGAUUUCUUCGGAAUCUUUCUCACAAUUUGUAACAAGUAAUAUGGAAUUCCCCAAAUCCCUCUCCAGGACAGUCAGGAUUACUGCCUACCUACUGUUACUAGCCCUCGCUGUCACAUGUGCCACCUCAGCUCGAAUACAGGACGAACAAUUAUCCCCUCCGGUUCCAGUGGCUCCGGCAACAGCACCGGAGACACCCGAUCCAGUUGAAACGCGAGUCCCCGAUAUAGCACCUGUGUCCACUUCUGUCACUACUGAUGUGGCACCUGGGGGCCCACCAGCCAUCAAACAACCAGAUGUUGCUUCUUCUGCAUCUACCAGUGCCACCAUGGUGAAUGCGGACCCCCAGCACCCAUUGUCGUUCUUCAUGCAUGACAUACUUGGUGGGUCGAACCCCUCUGCCCGAGCCGUGACGGGAAUUGUAAACAACCCAGCGAUGAACGGUCAGGUUCCCUUUGCCAGACCAAACGGUGCAGUACUCCCCGUCAACAAUGGCAUUCCCCUCAACAGCGACAACAGCGCAAUUAUCAACAACAACAACAUUCCAUUCCUCACCGGCCUUGGAGGCAGUUCAUCAACUGUCAUUCAGAACAAUGGUAACAACGUCAUAAAUGGUGGUUUCGGGGUUCCUUUGGUGAAUGGAGCCCAGCUUCCUGCAGGGACCACCAUCCAGAAGCUCAUGUUCGGGACGAUGACUGUGAUCGACGAUGAGCUGACUGAAGGUCAUGAGCUAGGAUCCGGUUUGGUUGGAAAGGCACAAGGGUUCUACGUGGCCAGCUCGGAGGACGGUACCAGCCAGACCAUGGCAUUCAUCGCCAUGUUCCAAAGCGGCAAUUACGCUGACAGCCUGAGUUUCUUCGGGGUCCAUCGCACCGCCGUCUCGGAAUCUCAACUGGCCGUUAUGGGUGGCACCGGAAAGUAUGUAAAUGCCAAGGGAUACGCCACGGUGAAGACCAUUCCUUCCGUGAACCACCAUGAGACCGAUGGAGCGGAGACUUUGCUGGAAUUUACUGUCUAUCUCACCUAUUAAAUUUAAACAUUAAUUGCUUGUGAAUUGUGAAAUAUGUCGAACAUCUUCUCUGUCUAUAUAAGAAGAGACAUCAAAGGGUCGGUACCUAUAUUUCUUGGUGUUGUUGAUUAUGUGGAUAUAGGUAAAGUUUGGAUUAUUGGGACGUUCGUCUUUCUUUUUUCUUUUGAAUGUAUGGAGUUGGGGUCUUGGAAAUUCUAAUUCCCUC